AUGGAUGUAAAAAAUGCCUUCCGUAAUGGUGAUCUUCUUGAGGAAGUCUACAUGCAACCUCCCCAUGGGUUUGCUUAUCCGGCUAAUAAGGUUUGCAAACUACAGCGUGCUCUUUAUGGUGAUGAUAUGGUUGAUAUUCUUAGCCUCAAACAAUUUCUCAAUCGUCAGUUUGAGAUGAAAGACCAUGGUACUCUUAAUUAUUUCUUAGGGCUUGAAAUCUCUCAUGAUUCCGAUGAUCACUAUUUGUCACAAGCCAAAUAUGCAUCCGAUCUUCUAGCACGUGUUGGUUUUACCGAUUACAAAACUACCUCUACUCCCGUUGAUCCUCAAACUCGUCUCACUUCUCUAGAUGAGGAUCUUCUCUCUGAUGCUACUCUUUAUCACCAGUUGGUCGGUAGUCUUGUCUAUCUCACCGUGACUCAUCCUGACAUUGCUUAUGUUGUCCAUCUUGUUAGUCAGUACAUGUCGGCUCCCUGCACUCCGCAUUACACUGCUCCACUUCGCAUACUUCGCUACCUUAAAGGCACUAUGUUCCAUGGACUCCACUACUCUGCUUACUCUUCUCUCGAGCUUCGUGCCUUUUCUGAUGCUAAUUGGGCUGGGAAUCCUACUGAUCGAUGCUUCACCACGGGUUUCUGUUUCUUCUUAUGA
Camellia sinensis is the source of this 651-nucleotide messenger RNA. NCBI's taxonomy places the organism in Eukaryota, Viridiplantae, Streptophyta, Magnoliopsida, Ericales, Theaceae. The record is from RefSeq and is a predicted model, not a curated record.